AUGGACUCGAGGUCCACUAUCCAGGCGCAUUGGAAUCGAGAGCCGAACUCACGGAUUGUGUUCCUGAGUUACCAGUGGCUGUCAUGGCACCGCCACGGCCCCAACGCCACGCAGUUCGAGGCCAUGCGCCAGGCAGUCGCACGCUAUGCAGAAUCGAUGGAGCUGACGGUAAGCGAGGUCUACGUUUGGUUGGACGUGCUGUCCAUCCCGCAGCACCACAAGGGUGUGCAGCUUCUAGCCGUGAACUCCCUCUACACGUACGCGUCUUCCGCCGAUGCGCUGCUCAUCGUCGCCCCGGACUCCGUGCAUGCGGAGACCGGGCAGGUGGCCAACCUCCAGACAUACAAAAGCAGAGUCUGGACCCGCAUGGAGCAGAUUGCGCACCUGACGGCACACGAUCUGGGUUCCAUGCUGAUAUCCUCCGAGACCGGGUUGGAGCCGGUCACAGAGCAGUGGGUCCGCGACGUCGUGCGGCUGUUCGACGGUGAGAUGACUUGCUGCAGGCUCAACCACCAUGGCAAGGAUAUCUGCGACAAGGAAACCUUGGUCGUUCCUCUGCUUGGCGUCUGGUUUGUGUUGAGAAGCUGGAUGGAUCAGAAACCAACCGGCGAAGACAACCUCGAGGCACCAAAAGGAGCCCAGCUUGUCUACCGCCUCAUGCGCGAUCAGAUGGACACUGUCUUCCCACCCACGUUCCAAUUUAACACGAAGGCCGGAAUCGAAGAGCGCGAGCUUUUCGGCAGCCUGAUCGAACACCUGGAAUCUCAUCUCCAGGUCCUGAUGUCUGACAGCGACAUGGCGUUGAGAACGGAGGAAGUCCUCCGGCCCCACGGGGCCUCUUUGAGGUCGUGCGUCUCGAACGAGCACGAAGAAGAUGCCGAUGUAAUACAGAUGUGA
This is a messenger RNA of Symbiodinium necroappetens, 897 nucleotides long. NCBI's taxonomy places the organism in Eukaryota, Dinophyceae, Suessiales, Symbiodiniaceae. The record is from the annotation of a GenBank genome assembly.